AGAACAAUUGCGGAACGAAGAAGCAUGUCAGUCCUAUCAGGAUUAAACACUAAAGUUGUCAAAAAUGGUGAUCCAGCUCCAGCUCCACCAGCUUCAGGAACCAUUCGUAUCUACAAUAUGCGAUAUUGCCCAUGGGCUCAACGUGCUCUAAUCUUUGCGUCUCUCAAAAAGAUCCCGACCGAAGUAAUCAACAUCCAUUUGGAUCAAAAACCAGAUUGGUUUUUCACGAAACAUUACAAAGGACAAGUUCCAGCACUAGAGCACGACGAGGGAAAGAAAAUUGUGAUUGAGUCAGCUGUGAUUCCAGAAUAUUUGGAUGAUAUCUAUCCAGAACCUCGUAUUAUUCCAACUGACCAUUACGAGAAAGUUCAGCAAAAGUUAUUGUUGGAUAGAAUCAGUGGACAACUUUCUUCUGCAUUCUACGGUGUUGUUCAAGCGGCCAAAAUUUCUGAUCUUCUCAAGGAAAAACUAGUUGAACUUGCAAAAGCAUAUGAUACAGCAGAGGAACUCUUGACUGGAGAUUUUUAUUCAGGAACAUCAAAACCAGGAUUUGUCGAUUAUCUCAUAUAUCCGAACAUUCAACGUGCUUUCUGGACUUCCCAUAUCAUCAAGGAUUUCCCAUUAAAAGUAGAAUCGUUCCCAGGACCAAACUAUCCGAAACUAUCUAAAUGGUAUAAAAGAUUGGAUUCAAUUCCAGAAGUUAUUGCUACCAGCCAACCAACUGAAACAGCAGUUGAGUUCUUCAAAAGCUGGAUUAUUGGAGCACCAAACUUUGACUAUGGAUUGUAAAUAUCUUCUCUUCGUUACAAAUUGCAUAUGAGUAUUUGAAUGUAAAUAAACUUUUUGGAGAGA
Messenger RNA from Caenorhabditis elegans, 852 nucleotides. RefSeq names its product putative glutathione transferase omega-2 (gene gsto-2). The record is from RefSeq and is marked reviewed. Gene Ontology annotation, biological process: cellular oxidant detoxification. Gene Ontology annotation, cellular component: cytoplasm. The coding region runs from base 25 to 789 and encodes 254 amino acids. NCBI's taxonomy places the organism in Eukaryota, Metazoa, Nematoda, Chromadorea, Rhabditida, Rhabditidae. Gene Ontology annotation, molecular function: glutathione transferase activity; methylarsonate reductase activity; glutathione dehydrogenase (ascorbate) activity. The transcript has 3 exons.